Molecule: messenger RNA, 1103 nt
Organism: Rosa chinensis
Lineage: Eukaryota; Viridiplantae; Streptophyta; Magnoliopsida; Rosales; Rosaceae
Product: cell number regulator 6
Exons: 4
Coding region: 216-947 (243 amino acids)
Source: RefSeq, a predicted model, not a curated record
UUAUCCAAAAUAUAAAUUCUGAAACCGAAGAAGAAGAAGAAGAGAGAGAGAGAGUCCAUUAGACUAGAGAAGGACUCAGAGACGAGUUAAUCUUACCUCGAAAGAAACCCAAAGAGUCAGAGAACCAAAACCAGAGUUGACUCUUCUAAUUCCCGAUCUCAUUUCCUAGAUUCGCUGCAUUUCACUUCCCAAUUAGGGUUUGGAAUUCAGAUCAGAUGGCGGACGGAAGCGGUCACUCGCGCUAUGUGAAGCUGACGAAAGAUCAAGCGCCGCUGCAGGAGGACAUUAAGCCCGGCGAGCUCAAUCAGCCCAUCGAUGUUCCUCAGUUGAAUGUUAAGAAGUGUCAUGAGUGUGGACAACCUUUACCGGAAAGCUUUCAGCCCCCGGCCGAUGAACCUUGGACGACUGGAAUUUUCGGCUGCAGUGAAGAUAGAGACAGUUGCUUGACAGGACUAUUUUGUCCCUGUGUUCAGUUUGGGCGUAAUAUUGAAAACUUAAGAGAUGAUGUGCCAUGGACCACACCAUGCAUUUGUCAUGCCGUUUUUGUUGAAGGUGGCAUGGCUGUUGCAGCAGGAACUGCAAUCUUCCAUGGUGUUGACCCAAGAACUUCAUUUCUUAUCUGCGAGGGUCUGUUGUUUGCAUGGUGGAUGUGUGGAGUGUAUACAGGUCUUGUUCGGCAAUCCUUGCAGAAAAAAUAUCAUCUUAAGAACUCGCCAUGUGACCCUUGCUUGGUGCACUGCUGCCUGCACUGGUGUGCCUUGUGUCAGGAGCACAGGGAGAUGAAGGGUCGCCUUUCAGAAAAUUCUGUUAUGCCAAUGACCGUUGUCAACCCUCCUCCUGUUCAACAGAUGAACAAACCUGCUGAUGACAACGACAACCAGGACUCUGCUGCACCGUCCUCUACUACCAACAAUGGGCAUACUAAUAUAGAAAUGCAGGCAUUGUAGGACUACUAUAUAAGUAUCAUAAUAUUUCAGUAGGGAUUUAUUGUGUUUGAGUUCUUCAUUGUUGUAAAAUGUUCAGAUCGCAUACAUGAGAAGUUAUCAUCUUUGCUCAAAACAUUAUACAAUAUAAAUUAGACGUAAAUCGAAAGAGUUUAUCCC